AUGAAUUAUACAACAGAUGAAAAACUUUCUUUACAUCAUCAUAAAAAUCGUGAAAAUCACGAGUUUGAUCUCGUAAUAUCGAUAAAAGUUCAAAAGAAGCCCAUUGAUUCGAUAAAUUUGUUAAGAGGCUGUGUAAAAGUUCUUUGUGAUGGCUUAUUCCCUUGUGGGAUUAAAAUAACGAAAGAAACGUUGGAUAUAAUUGUCGCAUCAAAAGAUGGUCGUCAUUUACAAGAAUUAGAGACUUCUGUCACUAUAAUUGAAAACGUUACCCCCAACACCAAUAAACAACCCCAUCAACAUAAUCAUGAAUCGAUCAUGAAUCGAAUUCGAGAAGGGGUAUUUAAGAAUCGUAACAGUUGCGCUUACUUUGCUUUAACGAUCUUAUUAUUAAGUGCUAUUAUCAUCGGUGGGGUUAUCUUUUAUUUUAGAGAUGUUAGUAAGACCACCGUAGAAGAACCAUCAACCUAUGACGAAAAGAAUGUCACGGAAGAUAAUACAACCACGGAGGAGGAUCAUAAUCUUACUCAAGUUUCAUUUAAUAAUGCUCAUUUUGGCCCUACUUCCACUCUCGAACCACCGCUUUAUUCUUCCAAUACAAAUCAUGAAUUAAUCUCUGCAGCUUCAUUGAAUCCUCUAACAGUAAAUAUUCAACAAUCGGUUGACGAAAAUAAAUUGUAA
This is a messenger RNA of Funneliformis mosseae, 678 nucleotides long. The record is from the annotation of a GenBank genome assembly. NCBI's taxonomy places the organism in Eukaryota, Fungi, Glomeromycota, Glomeromycetes, Glomerales, Glomeraceae.